CCGCCGGGCGCAGGGGCGCGGUGGCCGUGGCCGGCUGGGGAGGCUCCGACCCGGGCACGCUGCGCCCGCUGCUCGGCCUCUGCAACGGGGUCGCUCAGCCAGACACGAGCGCGGGGCGGUUCCCAACCCCCUGGACUCCAGCCAGUCGCAGACUCCGUGAGGACACUUACUACAUCUGUAGCAAUGUAUUUCUGCUGUUUCUGCCUAGGCCUGCGAAGGACCGGCCCGGGAGGCACCUUGGUCCUCCUGCUCCUCUGUGCCUAAGAGAGCUGACCACCGAAAGGAGGAGACUUGAGGAAGAGGAGGCGAAGAAAGCGGCCCAGAGUGGAGCCGGCGAAGGCACUUGUACCCUCAGCCCCAGUGCAGGGGGCCAUGAUAGGGUGCCGGGGGGCUGCCUGUCUUGCCCCUUAUACUGGAUGAAGAGCAGAUGGCAGACCUGGACCCUGGUAGGGGAUGAGGAGAAGCAGAAUUCGCUCUACACCAAGAUUGGCAGCAAGAGGACGAAGGGGACAGAAGGCAGGGCCCGGGGACAGGCCGAGCACAUUGGAGCAGGUGUGAAGGCUCCUGUCAGGAAUAUGCUGCAGAGAGGAGAAACAGUUGAAGAGGGAGACUCACCGCACUGCAGAUGCUUCCUCAUCCCUGAUGUGGGCACCAGAGCAGCCAAGCCAGGUUCUUCCUUGUUGCAGUAG
Messenger RNA from Chinchilla lanigera (long-tailed chinchilla), 689 nucleotides. RefSeq lists its product as uncharacterized. The record is from RefSeq and is a predicted model, not a curated record. Lineage: Eukaryota; Metazoa; Chordata; Mammalia; Rodentia; Chinchillidae.